AUGGCUUCUUUCCUUCAUAAUUUCCUGCUCUUCUUCUGUUCUUUAUCUCUUCUCAUUCUCACAUCUUCAGCAACCAAAUCCCAAACCCAAGUCCCCAUCAGACCAAACAAGCUUGUCCUCAAAGUCCAGAAAGAUAGGGCAACCAAUCUCCAUGUGGCCCAAAUUCACAAAAGAACCCCUCUAGUCCAGUUCCCCUUUGUCAUAGACCUAACUGGGAGGUUCUUGUCCGUCAAUUGUGAGAACCAAUACACGUCAUCAACUUACAAAGCCCCUGAUUGCCACUCAAGCCAGUGUGCUAGGGCCAACAGCCACACGUGCCGCACGUGUAGCUCUUCGAAAACCAGACCAGGCUGCCAUUCCAACGCUUGUGGGCUCUUGACCACGAACCCUGUGACCCAACAAAGUGCCCUGGGUGAGCUCGCAGAGGAUGUCCUCAAAAUCCCAUCAACCCAAGUCUCAAGCCCUGGCCCAAUGGUCACACACCCCCAAUUCCUCUUUGCUUGUGCACCUUCCAAUAUCUUGCAAAAGGGGUUACCCAAAAAUGUUCAAGGUGUUGCUGGUCUAGGCCACUCCCCAAUUUCCCUACCAUACCAACUAGCUUCCCACUUUGGCUUCCCACCAAAAUUUGCAGUGUGCCUCACUUCCUCACCUGGCAAAAAUGGCGCCGUUUUCUUCGGUGAAGGACCCUAUUUCAUGAAGCCGGGCAUCGAUGUGUCACGCCAGUUGACCUAUGCCCCAUUGACCAUAGGCCAGCAAGGAGAGUACUACAUCAAUGUUCAAUCAAUUAAAAUCAACAACGCCAUGUUGCCUUCGAUCCCAAAAGGUGGGUUUGGUGGGGCAAUGAUCAGCACCACAACUCCCUACACAACUCUCCAAACCCCAAUUUUCAGGGCACUCAAUCAGCUCUUCAUGAACCAGCUUCGAGGGGUGCCUCGUGUGAAACCUGUGGCACCAUUUGGGGCAUGUUUUGACGCAAACAGAAUCCCUACCAGCAAGAUAGGGCCUACGGUUCCCAGCAUAGACCUUGUUCUAGACAACAAGAAAAACAUCAUGUGGAGAAUUUUUGGUGCAAACGCUAUGAUUCAGCCACGUCCUGGCGUGAUGUGUUUGGCGUUUGUGGACGGUGGGAUGAGGCCUAAGGCUCCAAUUGUGAUUGGGACCCAGCAGUUGGAGGAUAAUCUGCUGCAGUUUGAUUUGAUGAACUCAAGGCUGGGAUUUAGCUCUUCCUUGUUGUUCCGCAGGACCAACUGUGCCAACUUCAACUUUGGCACCUCCUCCACCAGCAAUGAUCCGUAG
This is a messenger RNA of Prunus armeniaca (apricot), 1296 nucleotides long. The record is from the annotation of a GenBank genome assembly. Lineage: Eukaryota; Viridiplantae; Streptophyta; Magnoliopsida; Rosales; Rosaceae.